GCCAAGUGAACGUCAGUGAACAUACUGAAAAGAGAAAUAUUGAUUGAUUAUUAGUGCAUUAAUUUAUUUUUGAUUGAGUGUCUUGGUGGAAUUGAAUUUCCACUAUUGUGGGAUUGGUUACAAUAUUUAAAUUUCACGUUUUAAGUUGCAUUUGAAUUUAUUUCAAAAAUGAGGGGCAAGCAUUCAGUAAAAAGGCGGUAAAACAGAAAUCUGUCAGAAUCACUCAAAACAACGGAAAUAUCGAUUGAGCAGUUUUGUUUUAGAGGUUAGAGAAACGUCAGUUCAAGUUUUUCGUUAUUUCUUGUUUAUCAUUUACAAAGAUUGUAUGCGGUGUUAUUUAAAAAAACAAGAAAUUGUGCCAAGCUAUAAACUGUUAUAAGUAAUCAAUAAUUCUGGAGGUUAUCGAUCUAUAGAUAAAACAAGAGAUGUUUGUUGCCUCAGCUUCGUCCACCGUCAAGUUUCACGACUUUCCCGGCAACCAGCUCGUACACACCUAUCAACCCACCUGUAAAACCAAUGGUUCGUGUAAAAGCUUGUCUUGGUCGAAAGAUGGCAACUGGCUAGCUGUGGUUCCCAAUGCCGGAAACACCGAAAUUGUCUCUCUGAAAGGGCAUUGCAAGCUUAUCCAUACUGUUCACGAUGUUGCUGAACCCUCGUGUGCCAGCUUUCCAAAUUUAACCAAAAGAAACCUCGCUAUUGGCACUAAAAACGGCCAAGUACUGCUCUACGAUAUUAAGUCGAGAAACAUCAAGGCUAGAUAUCCGAGAACUUCCAGCGCUAUCACUCAUGUGGGAUUUACUGCAAAAGAUACUCAUUGCUAUGCGGGCUGUGCUAAUGGCAAUAUAUUGCUGUUUAGUAGCAUCGGUAAAAAUUUAUCAUCUACCUUAAAAGUUCCGAAGUCACAAUCACUAACAACUGUAAAAGCUCACGCACAAAAAAGGAAUUAUAUCAUUGCUGGCAGUAACGAAGGCAUUGUUUCUGUGUGGGACUUCAACGUCAGUAGUAAUAAAGUUAAAUUUCAAGCAGGAGCCCAUAGCGGACCUGUUAGUUCUGCUGUAUUUUCUCCUCUAAAUUGUGCAUUAAUUGUAUCAGCUGGCCUAGACAGGGUCGUGCGUGUAUUCGAUAUAGAAUCAAAUUCAAGAAUUACCAGCAUUCCUGUUGAAAAUAACAUACUUUCAUUAGACUUUUUGGAGAAUUCAUUGUAUAUUGUUAUGGGCGCACAAAAUGGCAAAAUUCAUAUUUACGAUACAAGAAACUUGCAGAAACAUUUACAUUCCUUUGAAGCCCACACAAGUGCUAUUAAACACAUCACUUACCAAAAGAAUUUAGAAGAAAAUUUGGACAGUAAUAAUUCCUUGGACAAUAUAUCCGCAGAAGUUCAAAAACAAACUAAAUCAAACGAAGAAAUUCCUGCAAGUAAAAAAAGAACAAGCGAUUUUUUUGGUAUUGUCCAAGGCCCAUCGGCUUCAGUCAGCGAAUCAUUUGAAGACCGCAUGCAAGCAGUAAUCCAAGUUAAUAAUGUAACUGUUCCAGAUGGCGGAGAUUCGUUUAUUAACUUACUGGGAUUAGACAGAAAUAACACUUUGGAUUCGUUUAAAGAGGAAAGUGCUGAUAACGAAGAACGUCUAUUGGAAAAUAUUCAUACUCCAAAUCCACCAAAAGAUGAGGUACUAAAAUUUCUCGAUUCUAACUCAAAACUGAAACAAUCCACCUCUACACCGAAAUUUCCUCAACAAGAUUUCACAAACGAAAUGUCCCCGAUUAUAAUUGCCUCCACAAGUCAAGCCAGUAAAACUCCUGUCAAUUUUAAUACCGCUAGCAUUCUGGAUUUAUCCAAACAAAUGGUCCAAGGCGAAGUAAAGAAAGCCCUGGACGAUAUGGAAACUAAACUGACUUAUCAGUUUAUGACGCACACACAUCAGAUUAGACGAAUGGUGUUGGAUUUGCACAUGGCUUCUAUAAAAGAGUUCGGCAAGCUUGAACAUAGUUGCAAUAAGAUAAGAGAUCACGUAAAAGCCGCAGAGCCUACAGGGUCUAGUAGAGAGGAUGCUUUGUUUGAGGAAAUUGUUAAUCUCAAAAUGAAAAACCAGGAAUUGGAAUCUGAAUUGGCAAGGCUUAAGGUUAGUCAGGAGAAUGCUAGUAAUAAUAAUUAGUAGGUAUUUGGUUUAAUGAUAAAGGUGCCUUUUAUUAUUAACUAUUUUGAUAUUUUUGUAAGAAACUCGGAUGUAUUUUUUGUAUGAAUUUAAUAAAUAUUUUUUGCCUUUA
Messenger RNA from Ceutorhynchus assimilis (cabbage seed weevil), 2265 nucleotides. NCBI's taxonomy places the organism in Eukaryota, Metazoa, Arthropoda, Insecta, Coleoptera, Curculionidae. The record is from the annotation of a GenBank genome assembly.